AUGCCAUUCGGUCCCCGCGAAGAGCGGUUCCAUAACAAUGACCGCGCACCGGAUCAGAGAAACCCCUUCCAAAGAGACCGCGACCGGAUAAUCUACACUUCAGCUUUCCGCCGUCUGGCUUGGGUUACCCAAGUUGUCUCCGCCGCAGAAGGCGAACCUUUCCACAAUCCUCUAACCCACACAUUAGAAGUUGCCCAGAUAGGCAAGCGUCUGGCUGAAAAGCUUGUCGAGGAGCAACCUGAAGAAGCCCAUGAAUUAGGCGGAGUCGAACCAGAGGUGGUUGAAGCUGCCGGAUUGGCACAUGACUUGGGCCACCCGCCAUUCGGACAUGCCGCAGAAAGAGAAUUGGACGGCUUGGUGCAAGGGUUACAACUCCCCGAUGGCUUUGAAGGCAAUCCGCAGUCAUUUCGAGUAGUUACGAAACUUGCUGUAAGGAGCGCAGAGACUCCCGGCCUUAACCUGAGCCGCGCGACGCUCAAUGCUAUCCUAAAAUAUCCUUGGUUCAGACACGCUACUCCUCCUAACCGUCACCGCAAAUAG
Messenger RNA from Geodia barretti, 540 nucleotides. Lineage: Eukaryota; Metazoa; Porifera; Demospongiae; Tetractinellida; Geodiidae. The record is from the annotation of a GenBank genome assembly.